This is a messenger RNA of Phytophthora sojae, 600 nucleotides long. RefSeq lists its product as hypothetical. The record is from RefSeq and is a predicted model, not a curated record. NCBI's taxonomy places the organism in Eukaryota, Oomycota, Peronosporomycetes, Peronosporales, Peronosporaceae. The transcript has a single exon. The annotation marks the transcript as partial.
CUAAAACACGGAGUAAGUCGACAUGGAGAUGGCUUAAACUCUCAAGAGCUGGACUUGAUCUCUACACUAUACGACGCAGUCGUACGACUGUCUAACGUCGUGGUAGGGGACCUCCCUGACUGGUUCGCAGCGUCCGAGCGAGGAUGGUCUUUAGCUGUGAGAUCCCCAGCUGAGAGUGAGGAGAAAUGCGUGAGGCAGGCGGCGAUUUGGUCCGAGCUGCUUCAUUCGAACAUUCGCAAGUUUUACGGCGCUUACUACGUCGGUAGAGCGUCUUUUAUCCACGAACCCGGUCGCCGACUUGCUGAGAAGAGCGUCGUUACGUGGGAGGACCUGCUGGGUUGUGCUCGAGGCCUGCACUACUUACACGAGCGGGGGAUUGUGCACCAGAACUUGUCGGAGAACCACCUUCUGUACUCGAAUUUCUACCGACGAGGGUUCUUGAGCGGCCUAGAUUUGGUGGGUCUGGGCGCGAAAGGUACCAAUACUCGUGGCCAAGUCUUGGAUAUCCGAGCUUUUGGCUGUGUGAUCUUUAAGCUUCGCUACUUUAAGGUCGGGGAUCAACUUCCCGAGGUACGGCCCGAAUUUGUGCUGGAGGAUGAA